UUGCUGAAGUAGCUGUAGUAUUUGCUCCAGACCAUCAGGUGGCAGUGUCGCAUCAGCGCUCUUUCUGAGCCGUCCGCGGAUGAUUUUAAGUAGGCUGAGGUUACCUAGGAGUGCAAUUCAAUCCACGUUUGCCUGUAGCGUACAGUCAGUUAGAAAUUACGCCAACCGCAAGACUUGAUCCGUUAGGUUUGUUUGUUGUUACAUAUAAUUUCUUUGGCCGAAAGAAGCGAUGUCAGGCAGCUGCGGACGGAUUCCUCCUCCUUUCCCUGAUAAUGAAGAUCAGGAGGCAGAAUCAGACACUCGAGUGCUGGACAGCGACGAGGAUGAUGAUGAUGAAGGCGAGGACAUAUUCACCGGCGCGAGAAGUAACCCGAUCACACCCACCUCAGCUCCUGAUGAGUGCGAUAUCUUCAGUGAGGAGGGCUCGUACAUCAGGAGCGAUGUCCAUCACGCCACUAAUGGCCUUCACCCUGAUGAAGAAGAGCUGGAUCUGUUCACUGAGGCAACUGUAGAACUGACGCUUACCAACACCACUAGUCAAGGCAGGAGAGAGAUUAUUGGACCGACCGCAUCGGCUUGCAACACCACACAAGUUCCUAAUUCCAUACUCAAACCCAGCAUUGUCACCAAGACCACGGAGGAGUUGGAGGAGGAAGAGAGUGGAGACCAGUUUGAGCUGAACAUCGCAGUCACUAAUCCAGAGAAAAUUGGAGAUGGCAUGAAUGCCUACAUGUCUUACAAAGUGUCGACUCAGACUACACUGCCCAUGUUUCUUAAUAAGACGUUCUCAGUUCGUCGACGCUUUAGUGAUUUUCUGGGACUUUAUGAGAAGAUAUCGGCCAAACACUCCCUGCUGGGUUGCAUCAUCCCACCUCCACCUCAGAAGAGUGUAGUAGGGAUGACUAAAGUGAAGGUAGGGAAGGAGGAUUCAUCCUCAGCGGAGUUUGUGGAAAAGAGACGAGCAGCACUGGAGAGAAAGAUGAUAAACAGAGCGUCGGAUGCAGUGAAUAAGAUGACCAUUAAAAUGAAUGAAUCAGAUAAUUGGUUCGAGAGUAAGCUGCAGGAAGUGGAGAAUGAGGAGCAGCUGCUGAGGAGGCUCCAUGCUGCUGUUGAUUCAUUAGUAAACCACAGGAAAGAGUUGUGUAGUAACACAGCGGUGUUUAGUAAGAGUGUGGCCAUGCUGGGCAGUGUGGAGGAGAACUCUGCAUUGUCUCGUGCACUGUCACAGCUGGCGGAAGUGGAGGAUAAGAUGGAGCAGCUGCAUCAGCAACAGGCCUUCAGCGAUUUCUUCAUCCUCGCUGAGCUCCUGGCCGACUACAUCAGACUGCUGGGGGCCGUGAGGUGCUGUUUUGAGCAGAGGAUGAAAGUGUGGCAGCGUCUACAGGAAGCUCAGAGCACAUUGCAGAAGAAACGAGAGGCCGAGGCCAAACUGCUCUGGGCAAACAAACCUGAGAAGCUGCAGCAGGCUAAAGACGACAUAAAUGAGUGGGAGUCUAAAGUCAGUCAGUGUGAGAGAGAUUUCGAAAGAGUUACCUGUACUGUGCGUAAAGAAUUGCUCAGAUUUGAGAAAGAGAAAGCCAGAGAUUUCAAACAGCACAUAGUGAAAUACCUGGAGUCCCUGCUUCACACACAGCAUAGGCUGGUGAAGUGUUGGGAGGCUUUCCUGCCUGAGGCCAAAGCCAUCGCCUGAUCAGAGCCUAACUUUUGACCUUGACAACAGACAAUCAACAUUUCUCUUUUCCUAUUUCUUUUGCUCUCUGUGAAAUUAAUCAAAUACCCUGUAUAUCUUAAUAUUUGUUCAUUAAUAAACCAGUCCCUAUAUUGUGAUAGUAAACCUGUGCAGUGACCCGUGCCACUGUUGACAACUGAAUGUUGAGUGUAAAGGUUAAAGGUCAGAGUGGGAUUAAAAAAAGAACAGCGGUGUGUGGAGUGCAGCAAGAAUAUUUUUUUAUGUGUGCACGUAUGUGUGUUUAGUGUUAUCCUUAAGGUUUUUAAUGGUGCUAAGCCUAUGUAGUGUUUUAGUAGAGACUUUAAACCGCCUUUAAGAUUGUUGAGUGUCAUUGUCUCUGUCAUGGAUGUGCACAGACUGAACAUUUGAAGUUUGUAAUCCAUUCCCGAUAAUAGAGAAAAACACUUGAGAUGUUAAGAGUACGAUAUAGAAAAAAAGAAUGAAUCACAGACUGUGAAAGGAAAAUGUUUGGUGUCUUUUGAAUGAAGUCCCAUAUAUUGUGUUGAUAGUUUUGACUGAAUUGUAAUGUUCUCAAACAGUUGCGCUGAUCUGGACUGGUCCAGAUAAUAGUCUACUUGCAGUAUAGGUGUACAAACAUUUCUAUUAAAAAUUCUAGAUGAAUGAUUGUUAAAACAUACAUUAAUUACAAAAAAGAGGUUUAAUUAAUUUUAGGAGAAUGUAUAAAAACAUUUGUACUUUGGAUGCUUUUAGUCUUUAACAUUUAAGCCCUGCUGGUGUAUUCAUGAUAUCACAAUACCUUGCAGAAACUGGGGCCUCAUUUAUAAAAUGCAUUUACGAUCAGAUUUCAUUCUAUGUCAGAACAAAUCAGUAUUUACAAAAGCAUAAUUAUGAACUUCCUGUGCUCAUAUACCAGUAAUUAAACUCGAUUAAGAACAU
Sinocyclocheilus grahami is the source of this 2626-nucleotide messenger RNA. Its product is annotated as sorting nexin-1-like. The transcript is spliced from 14 exons. Lineage: Eukaryota; Metazoa; Chordata; Actinopteri; Cypriniformes; Cyprinidae. Gene Ontology annotation, molecular function: phosphatidylinositol binding. The record is from RefSeq and is a predicted model, not a curated record. Gene Ontology annotation, cellular component: endosome; endosome membrane. The coding region runs from base 230 to 1690 and encodes 486 amino acids. Gene Ontology annotation, biological process: early endosome to Golgi transport; intracellular protein transport.